Molecule: messenger RNA, 2333 nt
Organism: Prunus mume (Japanese apricot)
Lineage: Eukaryota; Viridiplantae; Streptophyta; Magnoliopsida; Rosales; Rosaceae
Product: crossover junction endonuclease EME1B-like
Biological process (GO): DNA repair
Cellular component (GO): nucleus; Holliday junction resolvase complex
Molecular function (GO): DNA binding; nuclease activity
Source: RefSeq, a predicted model, not a curated record
CAAACGGACUUCACUAUCCGAGUGGAGUGGGUGGGUUCCCAUGCUCUGUUCGUUUCCAGUUCCUCCCAUUUCCCAAAUGUCGGAGCCAAUCAUUCUCUCCGAUGAAGAAGACCAGAAUGCCCUCUCAACCCCAUUCCAACCAUUCCACUGUAAGAAACGCCGAACCCAACUGGACCCAAACCCAAUCCCUACGGUUCUGGUCCUCGACGACGACCCGACCCCACAGAAGCAGCCCGGCCCCACCUCCACUCCUGACUUCGUCCCGGAGACCCCCAUGUCUGAUCUUGCAAUUGUGAAAUGCACCAAAGCCCCUUCCCACUUCCAAGCUAGGGUUUCAGACUCCGAGCACAAGUUCCCUGGUGUUAAUGGACUGAUAUGUUUGGAAUCUGAUAAUGAGCCUGAAAGUGGUCAUGCAAGGAAAAAGGGGAAGGAGAUUGAAUCCAUCGCUAGUGGGUGUGAUGUGGUGAAGGACUUAGAUUGGAGGUUUAGUUUUGUCGAGUCCACAUGUUCUCUUGGAGAUGCUGAGUUAGCACAUAUGUCUGAGGGGAAUUUUUCACAAUCUACUUUGCAAGAUGAUAUUGAUCAGGUACUUGAUUAUCCAGAAAAUAGAAUGGAUCAGAUGGGAAACAUCAUGAAGCAGAGAAGGACUACAGCUGUUACUGAUAAAGAAAACAUUACAAAAGAGGCAACAGGAAGAAGGAAGCUGACAAAAGAGGAAAGAACGCGCUUAAUGGAAGAAAAGAAGCUAAAGAAGAUACAAGAAAAAUUGCAAAGAGAAGCUCUGAAAGCUGAAGCAGCAGAGAUGAAAAAAAUACAGAAAGAAAAGCAAAAGUGGGAAAAAGGGAAGUUUGCCCUAAAAUCCAUCGUGGCCGAGAUUGAUUCUAAAGUAGUGGAGUUGGGGUCAGUUGGAGGAAAUUUGCUUACGAGGUUUGCUGAAAAGGGGCUAACAUACCGUAUAACAUCAAAUCCAAUUGAAAGAUCAAUUGUCUGGACCAUGACUGUCCCAGAACAUAUUUCACAGUUUUCCCCUGAAGAAAUAGAGAUUCAAUAUAUAUUGCUCGUGUAUGAAGCUGAAGAGUUUUGUAACCUUGUCAUCAAUGAAUCUCUUUUGGAUCAUGCUUUUAGUGUUCGAAGUCGUUAUCCAUCGUAUACAGUGUGUUAUCUUACAAAUAGGUUGAUGGCAUACAUUAAUAAAAGGGAAAAAGAGCUGUACAAGAACCCGACAAAUCAAAGUGGCCGGAGACUCCCACCUGUUGAGGAGGCGCUCGCAAAAUUGACCACUAAUUUUUUUAAAGUACACUCCAGGCAGUGCAUGGAUGAGGCUGAACUUGCGGAACAUGUUGUUGGUCUAACAUGCAGCCUGUCAUCCUGCCAAUUUAGAAAGAAGUUAACGAGACUGGAUGUAAAUGCUAAUGGAUCCCUUAUCCCUAAGGACUGCCUUGACCGAAAUUUAAUUAAAAAGAGCCCAUGGUUAAAAGCUUUGGUAGCUAUCCCUAAGGUACAGCCACGAUUUGCUAUUGCUAUAUGGAAGAAGUACCCUACCAUGAAAUCUCUUUUGAGUAUUUACAUGGACCCAAAUAUAUCAGUUCAUGAAAAGGAAUUUCUGCUGAAGGACUUGACAACCGAAGGUUUACUUGGUGAUGAUAGAAGAUUAGGUGAAGUUUGUUCCAAGAGAGUGUACAGAAUACUUAUGGCACAAAGUGGAUGCAUCAAAACUGAUGAUGUCGAGGAUGGUGCUGAUUUCUUCAGGCGUUAAAUUUCACUUAUAUGGGCAAAAUCAGAUUUUGUCCUGCGCACAAUUCCCAAUAAUUCAGUUCUUUAAUCAUCAAGUAAGGCAUGUCAUGGCCCAUGCAUACCGCACUUGGUUAUUUGGGUUGCUAUUCUGAGUUUCUCACACCGCAUAUAUAUUUGGAACUGAAAGGUACUCUUGUAAGGCCUCCCUCUCCCUGAGCAAGUUCUGUAAUGGAGAAGAGCAAAUCAUUUUCCGGCUACUACUCGACCGGCUACACGGAGGCCCAGUUUGGGUUUGAGGACCGGUCGAAAUCAUACAGCUUCAAUGGUCCGGUCAGCUGCAGCAAGGUAGAUGAGUUGUCUUCAACAUCUGGCAAUCCAGAGCUGGAGAGAAGGAAGAGGGUGGCAAGCUACAACAUGUAUGCUGUGGAAGGUAAGUUCAAGUCUUCGUUGCGCAACAGUUUCAAAUGGAUUAAGGGCAAGUUUGUUGACAACUUCUACGAUGAGUAGUGAACUAAACCGAAUCCUCUUACUUUUUUAUUUUCUUGUCAAAGUCAAGUAAGGUUCCAAUUACUGUACAGUUUGUCAAGACCUGGUUAAUU